Cryphonectria parasitica EP155 is the source of this 1199-nucleotide messenger RNA. RefSeq lists its product as uncharacterized. Gene Ontology annotation, molecular function: protein binding. The record is from RefSeq and is a predicted model, not a curated record. NCBI's taxonomy places the organism in Eukaryota, Fungi, Ascomycota, Sordariomycetes, Diaporthales, Cryphonectriaceae. Bases 318 to 1103 code for a protein of 261 amino acids. The transcript has 8 exons.
CUUUUGUAUGCUUUCCCUAAAUAUAUCACAAGUCAUUUCCUUAUUUGCCUACGUUUUCCUACAUGUGAAGUGGUGCGGGGCGUAACCAAAUGUCAAGGUGUGGCACCUGUGACAUGAUAUAUACAGUAUGCCUUACGAAGCUGCAAGAAGGCAACACUUACACACGCAAGCUAGAACAAACAAGGACUCACCCACCCUCACCCACUACCAAAGACAGACUCGACAUAUACUCCCAGUCCGAUUGUUUUUCUUCUUCUUUACCUUAACCGAGAUUUGCCCUCGGUUUCUCACAACACAUCUCAAGAAUUAUUUGUGAGAUGGACGAUCAGUCGAAGUAUGCGAUCCACGCCGCCUGUAGGGAAGGAAAACUUUCCCUCGUCCAGUCCUUGCUGAAUGUCGACCCGAAGCUCAGCCAGCGGAAAGACGACGACGGCAGGCUUCCCAUCCACUGGGCUGCGUCAGCCAACCAGCUGGACAUCGUUCAGCUGCUGGCCGAGGAGAAGGGCUUCGAUGUGGAUGUCCAGGAUGACAUGGGCUGGACGGCGCUCAUGAUCGCGGCCAGCGUGAAGGACAGCGAGAGACUCGUCGAGUUCCUGUUGAGCAAGGGGGCUGAUCCAAAUGAGAAGAGCAAGCUCACCACUCCCACCAUCCAACCACCCAUCAUACCUAGCUCUUAUACAUCUAUUCAUCACACCCCCUUUCCCCAAAGAUCCUACCCUACAGUUGUCCACUUCGUAGCCUCCAAGAACGCCAUAGACAUCGCCCGCCGCCUCUUCGACAACCAGCCCCCCGCCUCCGCAAGAGUCCGCGACCGGCGCGGCCAGUACGCCCUCCACCGAGCCGCGGCGGUCGGCUCCGUGCCCAUGGUCAACCUGCUGCUCAAGCACAAGAGCCCCCUGAACGCGACGGACCAGGAUGGGCAGACGGCGCUGCAUCAUGCCAUUGCCGAGGGCCAUGGUGAUACGGCAGUUGCUCUGCUCAAGGCUGGUGCCGAGACGGACAAGAAGGAUGUGGAUGGUCAUUUGGCGUUGGAUCUGGCACCGGCCAAGGAGAUUAAGCAAUACAUCGAGAGAAUGGCCGAGAAUGAGGGCAUAGAGCUGUGAAAUAAAUCAAAAAGUCUUGAGCGCGCCUCUUAUGACGAGGCGAUGUCAAGCAGCUUCCAUAUAACUGUAUAAACCCAUCAACAUCAAAAUUCCUAG